AACAGAAAGCAGACAAAAGAAGAAGAAGCAUGAGAACAAAGAGCAAAACAACAGCCACAUACAUUAGAAUAAUGGCAUAGAAACUUGUGGGAGGCACCAUCAACAUCAUCAUUCAAAACCCCCCCCCCCCCCCCCCCCCCCCAUUUCGUUUUCUGAAUCACCUCCCAUCACAUUUUGCAUUCAUUUCCAUUACCCAAGCUUCUACCUUUUUUUACUCUCUCUCUCUCUCUACAUUCUUGUGCCUUGUUAUCUGGUCCUCAUUAUGUCUUGGCAUUAUGUGGGAAGUCGUUGAGUUUCAAGAAUAUUUGCCAGCCAAGAUUCGUCACAGAUUUGGAAGUUGAGAUUGGAAUUUUCUGUUGAGCGGCUGUCAAUAUGAGACUCGGUAUGCAGAAAAAUGAUUCUGACUCGUCCCCUGGCCCAAGUUUGGAGGGAAGCUUCAGAAAAUCUGCAUCUGUGGCUUCUGUUCGCACAACAUCCAGCAAUUCAAGCAAAUUCCUUCCAACUUCAAGAAGGGUGUAUAAGGUCCUCAAGGAGUAUUCGAUGAAGCUGGUUGACUUCAAUGUAUUUGCCGAGCAUCUUGAGGAUUGGGUGGGGAAGAAUUUGUUCAGUAAAACCACUGAUGGCGAACAGAAUUUUAGCUCUCCCUUCUUGAUUGAUGACCUGCGAACCUUUGACUUUGCUCUGGAGGGAGUUCUGUUUCAACAGCUACUACGCAUGCCUUACCCACCGUAUGCCUCUGACAAUCUUAAAGAAGAUGAGCUUCUGGCUCUGGAAGAUUUUCUACAUACUGCCGCUGAAGGGCUGUGGCGUGCAUUUUGGCAUAAGAAUAAACCAUUGCCAUAUUUUGUGUCCUUUCCUCGUUAUCCAGGAUCCAAAUUUUACACUGUUGACAAGGCUAUAUCGAGAGGAAGACUUGGAGGGCUUUGUGGUGCGGCUUUGAUGUCGAAAAAUAAAGGUAGCCUACAUGCUCGUUGGGAUGAUGUGGUAAAGUUUGUCUUGUUCAAACAAAAUCUUGUCAAAGGAGAUGAAUGUGGGCUUCCCCCUGAGGUUGUUUGUGAAGCUCUCUUCUAUGGUAUUCAUAUACUAUUGUCGAGGAGUUUGAGUAAGUACAAUAAUGUCACCACAGAUCAUGUUUAUGUAUCCAUUCUCGACUCUAAACUUGGAGGUGUUGUGAAACUUGGUGGUGACCUUGGAAAGUUGGAAGUUGAUUUGGAUAACCCUUAUCAGUCGAUGGCAGAUUGGAUCGCAUGUCAUGCAGAAGUGAGCAUUUCUCAUGUAGAUCGAAUAUGGAACAAGCUUGGAAACGUGAACUGGGGCGACUUGGGAACCCUGCAGAUACUUCUGGCGAUGUUUUACUCGAUCAUCCAAUGGAAUGGUCCGCCGAGGAAGUCUAUGGCGUCUCUUGCAGCAAAACAUAGUCUCCGCCUUCAAAAACGAAGAAUGGAGAGCCAGGUGGUUGAGAAUGAUAAUUCUCUUGUUCCUUAUCAGCACGAGAGCAGUUACAAUGGAGAAAUUGUGGAAUUAGAUAAUGAAAGUAAUCAAAAUCCGAAGAGGAAAGGUCCGCGGUUGGACCUCAGUCAGGGCCAGAUUUUGCUGUUGGAAGAUCAGAACCAGGGGAUAAAGAGCUUUCAGAUUCAAGAUUUUCUUGAUGAUGGGAAUGGCUGUUCGUACAUUGCUGUUGCCGCCGACUGUCAUGCACAGCCGCUGACUCUAUACGUUGGGGCCCACCCGUCCCGUUUGGAGCCGUCGUGGGAGGACAUGAACCUGUGGUACCAAGUGCAGAGGCAGACUAAAGUGGUGAACAUCUUCAAAGAGCAGGGUGUUUCAUGCAAGCAUCUGCCUGAGAUCAUCGCGUCGGGCCGGAUCAUCCACUCCGGCCCAUGUGAGAAGCAGAGUCCAAAGGGGCGCUGCGACCAUCCGUGGUGUGGAACACCGAUGCUCGUGACGUGUCCGGUGGGAGAGGCGCUCUCGUCCAUCAUUGCUCACGAAGGCCCUUUCUCGGCUGAAGAAGCAACUCGCUGCUGCCGGGACUGCCUAGCGGCUCUGAGAAGUGCGAAGACUGCUAACAUCCUUCACGGCGAUAUCCGGCCGGAGAAUAUCAUACGGAUAGUCGAGGAACACGGCUCGAGGGCGCGGAGCAUGUUCGUGCUCAUCUCGUGGGGCCAUGCGGUCUUGGAGGACAGAGACAGCCCGGCUUUGAACUUGCAGUUCUCGUCGGCUCACGCGCUCCAGCACGGGAAGCUCUGCCCGUCAUCCGACGUGGAGAGCCUUGUGUACUUGCUGUAUUACGUCUGCGGUGGCUCCAUGCAGCAGCAGGAUUCGAUAGAAUCGGCGCUCAAGUGGAGGCAGAGGAGCUGGGCGAAGCGGGUGAUACAGCAGCAGGUGGGGGAGGUUUCGCCUAUCUUGAAGGCCUUUGCGGACUAUGUCGACGGCAUAUGUGGGACCCCGUAUGCCGUCGACUACGAUGCGUGGCUCAAGCGGCUGGAUAGGGCCGUGGAUGGGUCGGCUGAGCGUGGGAAGAUGAGACUCAAGGAUGUGGCUGACUCGUCAGGAACUUCGGCUGCUGGGAGUUCUAUGUGAUGUUGCAAAACAUUAUUGGAAAUUUUUUUGCAUGAUGAAUUGGGUGGGUUAAUUCAUUGCUUUCUCGUACUUGCGAUUCAGUUUCUCUUUAUUUAUUUUUUAAUGUGUUGGAAAUUAAGUCAUUAAUUUUUUAGCAUGAAUAGAUCGCCACCACUUGAUCGGACUCAUGAAUAUUUGUGAUCGAAAUAGACAAAUUCCUACGUGAUUCUAA
Salvia miltiorrhiza (redroot sage) is the source of this 2791-nucleotide messenger RNA. RefSeq lists its product as uncharacterized. Bases 373 to 2580 code for a protein of 735 amino acids. The record is from RefSeq and is a predicted model, not a curated record. The transcript has 3 exons. NCBI's taxonomy places the organism in Eukaryota, Viridiplantae, Streptophyta, Magnoliopsida, Lamiales, Lamiaceae.